UGAUUGUGACAGAGACGAUGGCGGCUACAGCCGAGUGUAACAGUGUUUGUGGUUGUGCAAAGGAGAAGGUCGCAGAGUGUUGGUACAUUGUCUUGUUGAAGAACGAGGCCAGAGGAAUGAUCUUCGACGUAAAAGAGAUUGCGGACGGACAGGAAGUUGUAGCAGUAAAAACUAAGGUAGGGGAAAUUACAGUUAGGGAAACUGUUGUACUGAAAACUGCAGCAGUGGAAACCGCAGCAGUAGAAACUGCGGCAGUGGAAACUGUAGCAGUGGACACUGCAGCAGUGGAAACCGCAACAGUGGAAACUGCAGGAGUGGAAACUGCAGCAGUGGAAACUGCAGGAGUGGAAACUGCAGCAGUGGAAACUGCGGUAGCAGCAGAUGAGCAAGCAGGGGCAGGACGAGAGCGUUGUUGCGGCGAAGAGGAAAUUGGAUGAUACAAGGACAUCACAGCAUGUGACAGAACCACUGCGAGAGACGCGUCACAUGCAUAGGACAG
This is a messenger RNA of Chara braunii, 499 nucleotides long. NCBI's taxonomy places the organism in Eukaryota, Viridiplantae, Streptophyta, Charophyceae, Charales, Characeae. The record is from the annotation of a GenBank genome assembly.